Messenger RNA from Dendrobium catenatum, 883 nucleotides. Its product is annotated as NDR1/HIN1-like protein 10. The transcript has a single exon. Gene Ontology annotation, biological process: defense response to other organism. The record is from RefSeq and is a predicted model, not a curated record. The coding region runs from base 104 to 772 and encodes 222 amino acids. NCBI's taxonomy places the organism in Eukaryota, Viridiplantae, Streptophyta, Magnoliopsida, Asparagales, Orchidaceae.
GAAUUUUCUUGACCGUGCAUUGUCCGCAUCCUCCCCAAAUAAAAACCCUAGUCCUUUUCUCCAUCCCCACGCCAACAGAAUUUCACCUGACGAAACCCUAGCCAUGAAUCAGCCUCCACCGCAACAAUCCCAUCUCGGCGCUGGCUACUACGGCCCUCCCAUCUAUGCCUACCCGCAGCCACCGCCGCCACCUAACGAACAUUUCCGCCGCCUCAUCACCAUCGCCAUCCGCGCCUUCAUCGCCUUUUGUGUCGCCUUCGGCCUCGCAAUCCUCAUACUCUGGCUCGUCUUCCGCCCCCAGAAGAUGCGAAUCGCCGUCUCCUCCGCCUCCUUACGCCGUUUCGACCUCACCUCCUCCUCCGGGACCCGAUUCCUCUCAUUCGACCUCUCCGCCAAUCUCACUUUCCGAAACCCUAACACUCGGGCCGGCAUCUAUUACGACUGGCUCGAAGCCGACGCCGAUUUCGAUGGGAUGCGAUUAGGGACGGCCGGUCUGCCGGUCUUUUACCAGGGUAGGAAGGAGACGAGGGAGGUGCCGGCUGUGUUCCAGGGACGGCUGGAGAUCGGUACUCCAAGCGGCAGCGAGGUGGAGUACCAGAGGGAUAACGCCACUGGAGUUUUUCCGGUGGAUUUGUGGAUAUUUGGGCGGAUCAGGUACAAGUUUGGGUCGGCGGUGACCAGAAGGUAUAUAAUGAGGGCAGUUUGCCCGGCGAGGCUUCCAUUGGGGAAGGUUGGAUUUUCCUAUACUGAUUGUAAGGUUUUGGAUCUUUAAAUUUUUUAAACGAUUUUGUGGAUGAAUUCUAGUUGUUCUUUUUUUGUGGUUUAAUGUUUAUAGCGUCACACUGCAAAGUUUAAAUUAUUGAUAUGCAUUUGGUGAUCUUAC